This is a messenger RNA of Penicillium mononematosum, 291 nucleotides long. RefSeq lists its product as uncharacterized. The coding region runs from base 1 to 291 and encodes 96 amino acids. Lineage: Eukaryota; Fungi; Ascomycota; Eurotiomycetes; Eurotiales; Aspergillaceae. The transcript has a single exon. The record is from RefSeq and is a predicted model, not a curated record.
AUGUCACGCGAAGUGCAACUCGUACAGCUAAAUGAUGAGACUAUGGGUCCGUCCCAAUUUCAAGAGGGAUCAUCUGCAGUUGAGCAUCUUCACAUCCUCGAGAGUGGAAUGGGAACCGAUGCCAUGGGGGUGUUCGUGCAGGGUUGUAGAACGCUCCGCACGUUCAAUUAUACCUUCGGGAAUGUCGACUACUACGAUGGCUAUUUCAAACCUCAGGAGGCUGUGAAAGAGCUCAAGCGUCAUAAAGACACGCUCGAAGAGCUCACGAUGCUGUACGACGAUGACGGCUAA